Biomphalaria glabrata is the source of this 1658-nucleotide messenger RNA. Its product is annotated as COMM domain-containing protein 2-like. Lineage: Eukaryota; Metazoa; Mollusca; Gastropoda; Planorbidae. The transcript is spliced from 5 exons. The coding region runs from base 118 to 717 and encodes 199 amino acids. The record is from RefSeq and is a predicted model, not a curated record.
ACUUCCUGGUCAACGCCCUCUUCUCUUGUUUACAAAAAAAUCUAAAGAAGUUUGAUCUAGUUCAGAGCUAGCCUAGAUUCAAGAUCUAGAAUCUAUAGAUCUGUCUAACUUUUCACGAUGUUACUUAUAUUUGAAGACGCGCAAAAGGAGCAUUUAUCAUUUUUAACCAAUUUAGAUGCCGAUGUACUCAGAGAAUUUGGACGAAUAUCUCUAAAUUUUAUCAAAAAAGGAGCAAAUACCAAAAUAUUUCAAGGUGCUGCACAGAAAUUAAAAGUAUCUGUUGAAACAAUACAGCAUGGAGUUGAGGGCCUUAUGUAUUUAUUGAUUGAAAGUUCAAAGCAUAUGUUGAAUGACAUUGACUUCCAAGAUUCCAUCAUGGCCCUCGGGUUCACUGAGGAUACAAGAUCUACUUUGUUGGAGAUUUACUUGGAGAAUAGAAAAGAGAUUAGAGAUGUAUUAGAUGAAAUGAGUUUAGAUCUUCCACAUUAUCAUAAUCUAGAGUGGAGGCUUGAUGUCCAGCUUGCAAGUCGGUCUUUGAGACACCAAGUAACACCCACCAUUUUGUUGAAGUUACAGACAGAAGAUGGGGGGAAGAAAGUCUCCCACAUGCUCCAGACAGACCCAGUGAACAUGGUACACAUGGCUAGAGUGCUAGAGGAAGCUCUGCAAGAAAUGAAAUCUAGUUACUGUCGAAGAAUAGCUCGUAACAUUAAGUAGGGGUUGAAAUAGGAUUGGCUCAGUAUGUUUGUGAAGAUAUGUAUGGUUAUACAAAUCACUGUGUGGUUGACUUAAUCUAUAGUGCAAUGAUCAAACUAAGUUAAAAGUUAAUAGUUUUAUUUUUGUCAUUAUUUGAAUGCACAUCUAGCACUCUCACAAGUUUUGCCUAACCUCUCACUUGAAGUUAACAUAGUCCUUUGUUGGUUUAUUUGAAUAUUCAAAAUGCAUGAACCUAUUAGUGAGAUGAUUAUUCAAAUCAUAUAAAUACUAGUUUAUAAGUUCUGUUCUAAUUGUCUCAAUAUGUGCGACCAAAGAUAUUCCUUAUAAUAACACAUUUUUUGAUAUGAUGGCUUUGGACUUAAUGACAUCUAGAUACUUAAACUGUGGUGUUUCAUCAUCUAUCAAUUUUUUGUUUAGACGGGAAAUUUAUCAGCAUUGUAGAAUCAGAUGUUGAAGCCCUAUGGCAUGUGGAAUAAGUAAUUUUAAUUUGAUAGUUGUCAAAAGAGAUACUUCAAUAUGGCAUCCUUGACAUUGUUUAAUAUGACAAUUUAUUACAAAAUCUCUCUCAAUCUUUCUCUUUUCAUUUUAUUAAUGUUUUUUCUUAAAUUUCCAUUAUAUUGACACCACAUUUCUUCGUAUUUCUUUCUCUUCCUUUCCUCUUGUACUGAAUUUUGUUGCUUAAAGAAUGUAAACAGUAUCUUCUAAGUCAAAGUGUAAACAAAGAGUAGAUUACUGUGAUUAACUUUUGGUUUGAAAAUCUCCAAUAUGAAAGCAGUUAAAAUCUUUGGCAUUUAUAUUUGUUUUGUUUUUUAUGAAUGCUAAUGUUUUUUUUUAAUAUUACAAUAUUAUUGGUUGAAACUGUUGAGUAUUCCCUGUACAUAGUUAUUGUAAUAAUUCUUGAAAUAAAAAAAAUGUAAAUUUCUUUGUAAUACCAAAACAAA